GGAGAGGUGGUUGAUGCCCCAAACCUGUCAGGGUUUAAGAGGCAUUUGGACAAUGCCCCUAAUAAUAUGCUUUCAUUUUUGGUCAGCCCUGAAGUAGACGGCUCAUCAGUUGGACUAAAUGAUUGUUGUAGGUCCCUUCCAACUGGAGUAUUCUCAGAUGGGUUGUUGGUUUGUUGGGGUUUUUUGGCUACAGUCUGUCUCAUGUUUUGAGAUGACAGGAGAGAUUGUCAUUUACAGUUUGGUGUACAAAACCACAUUGUCACCCUUCUGUUAUCAGCGGUCAGGCAAAGCCAUCUGCUAGUGAGUCAUCUGGUCUACUCAGUGUUGGCUAGUCACAUCCAUAUUUACCAAUACAUGUCACUCUGUUAACACAGGCUUUGCUGUAUCCAAAUGAAGCAGGUGAUUGGAAGAAGGCCAGGAUUUGCCAAAGGUGAAUUGUGUCACUAACCUGACUACCCUCUACGACAAAAUAGCAUUUUCUGCCGACAUGGGGAGAGCAGAGGAUGUUGUUAGCCUGGAUGUCGGCAAAGUGUUCAACACGGUUUCCCACAGUCUUCUCCUGGACAAGCUGGCAACGUGCAGACAAGAUGGGUGGUCUGCAAGAUGGGUAGGAAACUGGCUCACAGGCUGUGCUCAGAGGGUGGUGAUGGAUGGUUUUUACUCAGGUCUGCUGGUUUGGGAGGCUUCACCAGACUCUGUGAGUCUAGGAAAUGUGGUUGUGUUACCCAGUAGCUGUCUUCUCUAUUAGCUGCUUUUCAGUGAUUUCUGCUCUUCCACAGUACAGUGAAAUAGAUGUUCCAUCCAGAGCCUUUUUCUUGGAAGAAAAUCAUCCUACAGUCUUUUUUCUUCUGUUUUUAACCAGAACACUGUCUCUACAAGGCUGCAAGCUGUUGAAUUGCAUUAAGGAUGAUGGCUUACGCUCAGCGCUGUGUUGCAACACCCUUCACGAUACAAUUCUAGGGUCACAACUGUCUUAACUUGGCUGCACAGAUGCUUUUAACAGAAAUACCUCCAUAUGUUAUGCAAUCUGCAGUGCCAAUAUCUAGGCCCUGCCCUCUGGUCUCUUCCCUCCCACUCCCUCUUUCUUUCUACUGUCAGUGCCCUCCCCACCUCUCCCUUCAUUCCUCAGGACUGCUUAGAGAGGAGCUGGUCUUCUUCUGGGGUUAAGCAGAGUGAAUGAUGCUGUCAUUAGCAAAGAGAAGACAAUGUGAAACGCAGUCAGCCUGUGAUGCUUGUAUAUCAGGUGAUGCAAAAAUAUGGAAAGUCCAUGAUGAUGUUAGAGAAGAAAUUUACAGGAUUUGCUUUCUGCCAAGUUAAGCUGAUGCAGCUCGUUCUUUCCGGAUCAGGCUGUUUAUAUUCUCUGCCUUUUUCCUAUGCCAUUCUUUCUCUUUUUUUUCCCCCAAACCACUGACCAUAAUUGUUUAAAACACAGGCUUUACAUGUGAAUGGUUCUUUUUGGGAAGCGGAACUUUCCAUACUGCUGCUUUUCAGCUACAUAUGGAGAGAGUGCUAGGGAGGCAGUCAGGGCUGACUGACAACCUAGUGCUGUGGCCAGGGAAAUUCUGGCACAGCUACAUUCAGCUGUCUGCUUUACACAUGAAGAUCCUUAAGCUCAAUGUAAGUUUACCGUUUUAGCUAAACAAUAGAGCAAUUAUCCUGAGGGAAUAGAAGGGAGGAGUUAUUGUAGGGUUGUUUUAUAGUAUCUUUCCUAGACCUUAAACACCAGUAUUAUCCUUCUCUUCCACAUUCUCAGUGCUGCUUUCAGAUAUUGGUUCACUGUUGUAUAUAGGAGGGAGAGACAGGGUGGGUACAUGUAUGUGCAUGGGUGGUAUUUUUAUAAAGAAUCAUUGUGGUAGGAAUUUCUUGUCCAAAAUUCUAUUUUUUCUAGGACAGACUUAAAUAUUAGAAUGAUGUGGAUGCUCAACACUUUGAAGCAGUGGUCUUCUGGCAAAGUGAGGAAGCACUUGACUUUACUGGUUUUGGCUGGGAUAGAGUUAAUUUUCUUCAUAGUAGCUGGUAUGGUGCUAGGUUUUGGAUCUGUGACCAGUGUUGAUAGCACAGGGAUGUUGUAGAUGUUGCUAAGCACUACUUGCACAGCGUCAAGGUCUUUUCUGCUUCUCACCCUGCCCCACCAGUGAGCAGGCUGGGGUUGUGCAAGAAGCUGGGAGGGGAGGCAGCUGGGACGGCUGACCCCAACUGACCCAAGGGAUAUCCCACACCAUAUGACGCUGUGCUCGGCAAUAAAAGCUGAGGGAAGAAGGAGGAAGAGGGGCAGUCAGAGUUACGGCGUCUGUCUUCCCAAGUCACUGUUGCGCGUGGUGGAGCCCUGCUUUCCCAGGGAUGGCUGAACGCCUGCCUGCAAUGGGAAGUAGUGAAUGAAUUCCUUUUGCUUUGCUUGUGUGCGCGGCUUUUGCUUUACUUGUUAAACUGCCUUUAUCUCAACCUGUGAGUUUUUGCACUUUUACCCUUCCAAUUCUCCUCCCCAUCCUGCUACGGGGGUGUGAGCGAGCGGCUGCGUGGGGCCAAGCUGCCCAGGGGGGCUGACCCACAACACUCUCCCCUAAGCAAGCAGGCGCAUGAAGCAGAGGCAGUGUGGAGCUAUUAAUUCAGCAUGCUGCCCCAGCUAACUAAUUCUGCAUCAGCUGGCUUCCCUUCGCUGCUUCCAGCCUCGGAGCAGCCCGGCCCCACGUGAAGCCAUGUAUUUCUGCAUGGCACCAUGUUUUUCUGCAUAACCAAACCUGAUGAUUGGUGUACAACAACCCAGGAGAGAGCAAUGAAUCAAUUGUAAAAGUGUAAAAAAUGGACUUUUGUGAUUUGUGAGCUCUACCAGCUUCUGAGCAAGAAAUCGCACAGCUGACGUGUAUAAUGUAACAGGAGAAGGAAGUCUAUUAAACGUGACCCCCCUGCCAGCAGCAGCUGACACUGUGCCAAGAGUAACCCUAGAAAUUCUUCGUAAAAUAGCACAUUGGCUCACGUUCUACCAAGAAACUCAAGGAAAGCAACUCUAUACCUUGCUAAUCUCUGAAUCUUGAUAAGCACUGGAGUUGGGGCUGGCCUGAGGAAGUUGUGAUUUAAAAAGAAAUGCUGUAUAUUUGGGUGCUUUGAAGACUUAGCAACAUAGGUGAAGGAUACCAGAAUGCUGAGGACUUGGCUCUUGGUGUGGCAGGCUGGGCCACCAGUGUGCAAGGUUUAGAAAGGUGGCACCAUGGGUGGGGAGGGAAAGGGGACCACAUCAGGAGGUGCAUGGGAAGCGGCGUGGCCGUAAGAGACCACAGCAACAGCUUAAUCCCCUAUUCCAGGCUGGGAGAUGGGGGUAAACUUUUUGUUGCCCAAAUGAGGAGAGCAUCGACUUCAUCCCUGCUGUGGGGAGCAGGGGAGAUCACCCCACCUCCAGACCCGCAGGACACAUCCUGCUCUCCCGGGGCAAUUUGCAACCAUCAAACCCAGUUUGUGAAGUGCUGGCAUAUGGGGGCCUUGGUGGAACCUCAAAUUCCUGUGUAAUGCAAGUUGUUAAUAACACCAGAAAGUCACUUUGUAGACAAACCAUAAAAUAACACCCAUUUAGAGCAGGAGCUCGCUCUCCCAAGGCCAAGAUACAGCAAAGUCUCUAAGCUCUUAACCUCCAGCUACAACAAUUGCAUUUUUACCGGGAAAGAAUUUGAAGUCUAAAUGUUUUAAAGGGAAUUUCCAGUAGGUGAACACUGUUCCUGUUUUGCUGUUGUCCCUAACUUCCUGUUGCCAAAUGUGUCUGGCAGAGAAUUCUAGUCCUAAACCACCGAGCAAGAAGUGGAGGAAAGGCACGGCAGGCACCGACCAUGGCACCAAGCAGCGUGGCGGGGGGCAGGGAAGGGACGCCGAACAAGCAAUGUGACGGUGGGCAGGGUGACGAAGGGGCCGACAAUGCCCUCCCUCAGCCACUCGCCACCCUGCCUGGAUCCUGCCCUGAGCCCCGCACGCCUCCCUCCUGCAGCCAGGAGAGAAGGGGGUUCCCACUAAGGGGUCCCUGCUAAACCCUUACUUCCCUGCAAAACUAUUGUAAACUCCGUCUCCUGAGGCAGCUCUUUGUACCUGUGUUAAUGUCAUGCCAUACCAGUGCUUUUCAUGGCUUAUUAAUUAACUUCCACCCACCUCUGGGAACACCUAGCCACUCCCUUUGUCCUCACCUAUCCCAGCCAUUUAUAGCAGCGAUGGGAUGCUAGAAAUAGAGACGCAUACACUAAGAGCCGGAGGAGCCUGUAGACGAAAGGAGUAUUGGAGUCGAUUUGCAAAGGAGAUAUUUUCUAGCUCGCAGCAGUGAGGCAGCAUGAAAAGCCCUGGGUGCACUUCAAGGUAAGGGGAGAGGGAGGUGAAUGCUAUGGGUGCAGAAUUAAGAUGUGGUUUGUAGAAACAUCUGGUUGAGGUAAUCCCUGUAAGUUGUUAAUAGCCUAUGGAGUUAGUUACAGUUUGCUCCAGGGUAGAGAUUAAUUUCGCCGUGAAUGUUUCUUUCCUGUAUUCCAGGUCUUUUAAUUUGAAAGAACCUUGUGAGGUUGACACGGAGGUGUGUUAUUUUCAGCUUAAGCCAAAUGAACGAGAAGGUUGUCCCAAGCCUUAAAGCAUCCAUAGCAGCACCUCCAAGUCUGACCUGAGAGGUAGUUUUCCAUGUUUUCUUCCUGGCUGGCAGAUGGCACGGCGCAGGUCAGAAAGGCAGGUUGAACCUCCGGCACCAGCCCUGCUGAUAGCUUUGCAGGAUUUUUGGUUUCUGAGAAGAAUUCUGUGUCUUAGCAAUCAGCUCCCAAGUGCUUCCUCAAAGAGCUCCCAGGCUGGUUCCAUGUCUUGCGUGACUUUCAUGCGAUAUUUGAAUAGUGGCUUUCUCUCUUGAACUUUGCAAAAAACUGUAUUAAUGGGGCAAAAAAGUAGAUGGGGACUCUGAUCAUACUCUGCAGCUCUCAGCUAUGUUGGGCUUCAUGCGCCGCAGGUGAAAUGCUUCCUUUGCUGUGGUGUGCGGAAGGAAGAAAUCGCUGCAGCCAUGAUCCUGUGCGUCAUGCCCUCCACGCUCCCGUUGAUACUCCAGGCAUAUCAAAUGUUUCAUCAUUUUCUGCCUUUGCCUGGGACUCAUCUUCCUGUCGGGAUUCUUCCGUAUGAAGAAUAAAAAUUACAUAAUCUCGAAAAGCCACAAGGAGCUGCUGAUACCUUACAAGCCUUGCCGUGCCAAGACUAAUGUCAUGUUCCUCAAGACCCACAAGACAGCCAGCAGCACCGUCUUGAACAUCAUGUUCAGGUUUGCGGAGAGGUACAACCUCACUGUCGCCCUCCCAGCUGACCAGCUCGUCCACCUGGGCUACCCAAAGACCUUCCUGGCCCACUUUGUGGAGGAAUUUGAAGCCAUAGGACAAAACUACAACAUCAUGUGUAACCACCUGCGGUUUAACCCCUCAGAGGUGAAAAAGGUGAUGGCAGCAAACACCUUCUACUUCUCCAUCCUGAGGAACCCCAUUCGUCUGCUGGAGUCUUCCUACGUCUACUACAAGGACAAUGUCCCUGCCUUCAGGAUCUCCAAGGACGUGAAUGAGUUCCUGGCAUCACCCAUGAAGUAUUACCAUCUGGCAGAUUACAAGAAAAACAUGUAUGCCAGGAAUAUCAUGUGGUUUGACUUUGGCUAUGAUAACAAUGCAGAGGACAACAAAAAGUACAUCCAGGCAGUCUUGAAGGAGAUUGAACAGAAUUUCCAUCUGAUCUUGAUAUCAGAUUACUUUGAUGAGUCCAUGAUCCUCUUGAAGCACACUUUGUGCUGGGAUCUGGAUGACGUGAUUUACUUUAAGCUCAAUUCCAGAAGCCAGGACACUGUCCAGACCUUGACUCCAGAAAGCGAGGAGCAGAUAAAAGUGUGGUGCUCACUGGACUGGAAGCUCUACCUGCACUUCAACCAGAGCUUCUGGAGGAGAAUUGAGGAGACCAUAGGAUUCAAGGAGCUGGAGAAGGAGGUGAAUCGCCUGCGAACAAGACAGAAGGAGCUCAUGGAGACCUGUCUCUCGGACCAGGAGGCAGUGGGGAAGGAUGACAUCAAGAACAAAGCUUUCCUGCCUUUCCAGUCAGGGGUUGCAAAUAUCCUUGGGUACAACCUCAAACAAGACUUAGACAACAUGACUCUGAGAACCUGCCAGAAAAUGGUUAUGCCAGAGCUCCAGUACACAUCCUAUCUUUACACUGUUCAACACCCGCACAAGAAGAGGAAGAUCUUGCCCUUGCCGUGGACCAGUUUCCAGAAGACGCAGCUCCCAAAUCCCAACUAGGGCAUGCGACAACCCACUGUGGUUUCCCACCGCUUUGCAUCACCCCAUGUCUGGCACGUGACUGGCCCACAGGACUCUCGUGCAUGAGGGGAGGCAGGGGGGGAAUUUGUUCUGGACCACCAAGCUGGUGGUGGGUCCUUUUUUGGGGACCUUGAGCCAAAGGCUCUGCAUGGGCCGGAUCCUACGUGAUCCCUUCUCCCCGUUCCCAGGGAGGGGGACAGCCAGCUGCUGCUGAGCGCUGGGUAGGCUUUCAGCUGGCUUAGAUGUUUCUGCCUCUUAAUCAUUAAUCACAGGCUUAA
Molecule: messenger RNA, 6568 nt
Organism: Aquila chrysaetos chrysaetos
Lineage: Eukaryota; Metazoa; Chordata; Aves; Accipitriformes; Accipitridae
Gene: GAL3ST2
Product: galactose-3-O-sulfotransferase 2
Exons: 5
Coding region: 5118-6269 (383 amino acids)
Biological process (GO): glycolipid biosynthetic process; glycoprotein biosynthetic process
Cellular component (GO): membrane
Molecular function (GO): galactosylceramide sulfotransferase activity
Source: RefSeq, a predicted model, not a curated record